AUGGUAGACAAAUCCCAGCAAACAGAUAUCAUUGACAAAAAGAAAUGCCUGUCAGGUUCACAACUGUCUACACCAAAAGCUGUCUUUAGUCAUAGUAAUAUACUUGAAAGCAAAGCAAAGUAUUCUACUAAAGAAUAUGAUAACAUGAGAUUAUCUUCUCAGCUUCAACAAACCUGGCAGAAGAGAAAAUAUGGACAAGAAUUAAUAGAUAAAUUUCAGCAGACAGAGGACACUAAAGCAGGGGGACUAAAAGGAAUGGAGGGAGAAAUUUUAUCACCAAAAUCUAAGCUUGAGGAAUCAAGCGGGGGAGGAAAAAUGAAGUGUCGUGAACCAGUUGGAGAAGGCUUAGUUGAUGCUGGAGGGGUACUUCCUUUUAUCCCUGAAUCUGAGAUUGAUCAAGCUUCUCAUCCUUGUAUAGAGCAUGAAAUUCCCUUAAUCAGAUCCCAGAGCUAUUGCUUGAUAAACAGAUCUCAGCAGACAAGUUGCACUGGAGACUGGGGUCUUAUGGCCUACUAUGGCAUAUGCAGAGAAAUGGUGGACAAGCAGACUGGAAUGAGUGACAUAGAGCUACUGGGAUUUCCUAGUAGCAAAAAAGAUUCAUCAUGCCAGUCAGUGGAAGAUACUGAAGAAACUAAAAUGAAGUCAAGGAUAUCCCGAGGAAGUUCUACUGCUAAUAGAACUUUUUCUUCCCAGACAAAUACUAGGGCUAGCAAAGCAUCCACUGCCAGGGGAAGUGCUCCUGCUAACAAAAUUUUAUCUCCCCCAGGAAAUGCCAAAGUCAUCUCUGCCAAGGGAAAUACUGAAGCUGCUGGUAGAACUUUUUCUUCCCAAGCAAGUGCUAGGGCUAGCAAAAUGUCCUCUGCCAAGGGAGGUGCUACUGCUAGCAAAAGUUUCUCUCCCCCAGGAAGUGCCAAAGUCCUCUGUGCCCAAGGAAGUAUUGAAACUGCUAGCAGAACAAGUACUAAGGCUAGCAAACCAUCUUCUGCCAGGGGAAGUGCCACAGCUAACAAAACUUUUUCUACCCAGGCUAGCAAAACCUCAUCUAUUGAAGCCCCUGAAGAAACUGGCUCAAUAUCACCCAUUAUAAAAAUGGAUACUAUUUCUGCGGAAGAAGUAGUUCGUGAAGAAGGACAGCCUCCUGUUGCCGAACUUGAAUUUUCUGACAUAGAGAAUUCUUUGGAACUAGAAUCUCCUCCUGCUGCUGAAAGAGAAGUUCCUCCUGAGGAGUCUCCCGUUGAAGUAGAGACUUUUCCUACGGAAGAACAAGAGGAACAAGAGCCUUCUGAUGAAGUGAAGUCUUCUUUUAUGGAAGAAACUCAACUUGAUGAGGUAGAAGCUGCUCCUGCUGAAGUAGAGGCUGCCCCUGUAGAAGAAGAGGCUGCCCCUGAGGAAGAAGCUCCUCUUGAGGAAUCAGAGCCUCCUUCUGAUGAAGUUGAGGCUGCCCCUGUAGAAGAAAUUCCUCCUGAAGAGUCAGAGCCUCCUUCUGAUGAAGUAGAGGCUGCCCCUGUAGAAGAAAUUCCUCCUGAAGAGUCAGAGCCUCCUUCUGAUGAAGUAGAAGCUGCUCCUGUGGAAGAAGCUCCUCUUGAGGAAGUAGAGCCUCCUUCUGAUGAAGUAGAGGCUGCCCCUGAGGAAGAAGCUCCUCUUGAGGAAUCAGAGCCUCCUUCUGAAGAAGUAGAGGCUGCUCCUGUGGAAGAAGUCCCUGUGGAAGAAGCUCCUGUUGAAGAACCCAUCGAGAAUGAUCCUGAGGAAGAAGUUCCUCCAAAGGAACCUGAACUUGAGUCUCCUCCUGCUGAAACAGAGACUGCUCCCAUAGAAGAAAAACCUCUGGAUGAGCUAGAGCACCCCCAUGCUGAUGUCCCUUCUGAUUUACCGCCUUCUCCUCCUGUGGAACAAGAGGAUUCUACUGAAAAAGAAGUUCCUCCAGAAGAACCAGAAGCUCCUGAGGCAGCUGAGUAA
Molecule: messenger RNA, 1956 nt
Organism: Antechinus flavipes (yellow-footed antechinus)
Lineage: Eukaryota; Metazoa; Chordata; Mammalia; Dasyuromorphia; Dasyuridae
Gene: FSCB
Product: fibrous sheath CABYR binding protein
Exons: 1
Coding region: 1-1956 (651 amino acids)
Biological process (GO): negative regulation of protein sumoylation
Cellular component (GO): sperm principal piece; sperm fibrous sheath
Molecular function (GO): calcium ion binding
Source: RefSeq, a predicted model, not a curated record